Messenger RNA from Eurytemora carolleeae, 7422 nucleotides. RefSeq names its product kinesin-related protein 4. Lineage: Eukaryota; Metazoa; Arthropoda; Copepoda; Calanoida; Temoridae. The transcript is spliced from 6 exons. Bases 240 to 7253 code for a protein of 2337 amino acids. The record is from RefSeq and is a predicted model, not a curated record. Gene Ontology annotation, molecular function: calmodulin binding.
AGGGAGUAUAACUACAAUAAUUCUCCGGUAUUUACUUAACAACCCGGAAAUACAGAAACAGAAAAUUUCUUUAUUACCAGCAAAAUCAAUUUUUUUCAUUACGGAGUGUUUUAAUCUACAUCUGACAGGCUGUCAACUACCUUUCCUGUCCAUCCAUUAUCCUUUAAUUUCUUCCGUAUUACAAUUCGGAAUAUUCUGGAUGAAGAUAUGACUGGUGAAAGAUAAAUAAGAGGUUUUAAAUGGAGAUGACAGAUACCCGGCCCCUGUUUAUCCGGUUGACCCUGCCAGCUGGUCUGGAGGACGCCCUGGAGGGAUUGGCCCGCGAGGUUCUACGUCAUCAACCAGAGAAUAUUCUAGAGUUUGCCGCCGACCAUUUUGAUCUUCAGCUCAGGAAACGAUCAGAAUCAGGAGUCUUAGAUAUCAGUGACAAAGCGUUUUCAGCUGGUGAAGAUGUAUCAGAGAUAGAAGAUAUUGAAGAUGAAAGAAGUUCUCCUGUGUCGAAUGUUGGGCUUGAGAAAUCAAAUAUUGAUGAUGAUGAGGAGGAGAAUAUACAAGAAAAAGAUGAUUUAGAAGUUGUUCAAGCUAAAUUAAUUCCUUUAACUGAAAUAAAAGAUGAUGAUACUGAAGAAUUGGUAAAGGAUAAUUUAGAAUUGAUUGAUAAUGAGGAAAAACAUGAGGCAAAUGAUGCUAAUGAGGGCCAAGAAACUGAAACUUACGAUCUAGGGGCUGAAACGUCAACACCUGUUGAAGAUUUUGAAAAAAUAACGGAAAACGGUGAGUUGAAGAUAUUGAUAAAUGAAAAUGAGGAAUCAGAAAAUACUGAAAAUCAAGAAUUAGAAGUUGAAGGAGUAAAUCAAGUUGAAGAUCUUGAAUUUAACAAUACAGAGACAGACACUGAAAAACAAGAUAUUCCUGAAACUGAUAUUGAUUUGAACUCAGAAAAAAUAAAAGAUGCUGAUGAAGAAACAAAUAAUGAUGAUGAUGAAAAUAAGGAUACAGGAUUAGAAAGUGUUGAAGAUCAAGAAAAAGCUCAAACAGAGAGAGCUGAUAAUAUUGAAGACGGACCAAUAAAUGAAGUAAAAACUGAUCCAACCCAAACAACUGACCAACCUGACACUUUUGUGAAAGAACUUGACAAAAUAGACAUUGACUUAGAAGAUAUAGAAGUUCAACAGGCAGCAACGAAAAUACAAGCAGGAUUUAGAGGACAUAAAGCACGGAAAGAAUUGAAGAAAAAUGUUAAUGUUGAUGAAACAACAGAACAAGAACAAAAUACAAUUGAAUUGUUAAAUGAUGAUUCAAAUAUGGAUAUUGAUCUGAUGGAUCCAAAUGUAGAACAAGCUGCUACCAAAAUUCAGGCUGGGUUUAGAGGUAUUAAGGCAAGACAAGAAGUUAAAAAACUUAAGGAACAAAGAGAAAUUGUUGAAGAUGUUGAAUCCUUCCAGAAUGAAGACUUGCUCAUGGAAAAAGCAGCAGAGGUAGAUAUUGAUUUAACAGAUUCAGAUGUGGAAAAAGCUGCUACUAAGAUACAGGCUGGCUUUAGAGGUAUCAAAGCCAGGCAAGAGGUUCAGAAAAUGAAAGAAGAAUCCAAUUAUUUGCUACUUGAUGAACAAGAAAACACAGGUGAGACUGAGUCAUUACUUGAACCUGAAGUGGAUGUUGACCAAAUUUAUGCAAAUGAGUCAAUGCAAUCACUUGAAACUGAUCUUGCACUUAAAACUGAACCUAAUUCUGAAAUAGAUAUUGAUUUUACAGAUCCAGAUGUAGAACAAGCUGCAACUAAGAUUCAAGCGGGAUUUAGAGGUAUAAAAGCUAGGCAGGAGGUUAAGAAAAUGCAAGAUGAAAGGAAAGCUGUUCAUCAUGUUGAUAUAGAAAGAGCAACCACAGAAGAAACUGAUGCUUUAAUUCAAUCUGAACCUGAAUCUAACCCUGAAGCUGAUAUUGAUUUUACAGAUCUAGAUGUAGAACAAGCAUCAACUAUGAUCAACAAUAUUGGUGAGACUGAGUAUAUACUUAAAAAUGAACCAGAACCUGAGACUGAAAUAGAUAUUGACGACACAGAUCCAGAUGUAGAGCAAGCUGCUACUAAGAUACAAGCAGGAUUCAGAGGUAUUAAAGCUAGACAAGAAGUUAAGAAAAUGAAAGAUGAAAGCAAAUUAGUAUUUCCGCCAGAAGAAGUAAAUAUAGUUGAGUUUGAGUCAAUACUUGAAAACAAACCAGCACCUGAUACGGAAAUAGAUAUUGAUUUAACUGAUCCAGAUGUAGAGCAAGCUGCUACUAAGAUUCAAGCAGGAUUCCGAGGUAUUAAAGCUAGACAGGAAGUUAAGAAAAUGAAAGAUGAAAAAGUAAUUGUUGAUCAAACUGAAGAUAUAGAUGAAUCAAAACUUACAGCAAAUCCUUUGACAGAACCUGAAAUAGAUAUUGAUUUAACUGAUCCAGAUGUAGAACAAGCUGCUACUAAGAUUCAAGCAGGAUUUAGAGGUAUUAAAGCUAGGCAGGAAGUUCAGAAAAUGAAAGAUGAUAAAGUAAUUGUUACACAAACUGAAGAAGUAGAUGAAUCAAAACCUACAGCAUAUCCUAUGACAGAACCUGAUAUAGAUAUUGAUUUAACUGAUCCUAAUACAGAGCAUGCUGCUACGAAAAUACAGGCUGGGUUCAGGGGUAGUAAAGCUCGAAAAGAAGUUCAGAAAAUGAAAGAUGAAAUUAAAUCUGUAUUCCCUGAUGAAGAAGUAUAUGACAUUCAGACUGAGCCCUUACAUAUACCUGAACCUGAAGUAGAUAUUGAUUUAACAGAUCCAGAUGUAGAACAAGCUGCCACUAAGAUUCAGGCAGGAUUUAGAGGUAUUAAAGCUAGGCAGGAAGUAAAGAAAAUGAAAGAUGAAAAAGAAUUUGCCACUGAAAGAGACACAAUAACUGAACCGGAAUCAGCUAAUUCAGAGAAUAGGGAUAACAAUGUCAUAGAUAUAGAUCUAACAGAUCCUGAGGUUCAGGAAGCUGCUAUCAAGAUACAAGCAGGGUUUAGAGGCAUAAAAGCAAGGCAAGAAGUUAAAAAAAUAAAAGAUACAAAUGAAUCAGUUCAACCAGAAGAAACUGAGAUGGAAAAUGAAACUGAAGAAAAAGUAGAUAUUGAUCUAACAGAUCCAGAUAUGGAACUAGCUGCAACCAAGAUUCAAGCAGGAUUCAGAGGCAUUAAAGCUAGACAGGAAGUAAAGAAAAUAAGGGAUGAAAGCAAAUUAGUAAUUCCUCCAGAUGAAGAAAAUACAGUUGAGUCUGAGUCUAUACUUGUAAAUGAACCAGCACCUGAUCCUGAAAUAGAUAUUGAUUUAACUGAUCCAGAUGUAGAGCAAGCUGCUACUAAGAUUCAAGCAGGAUUCCGAGGUAUUAAAGCUAGACAGGAAGUUAAGAAAAUGAAAGAUGAAAAAGUAAUUGUUGAUCAAACUGAAGAUAUAGAUGAAUCAAAACUUACAGCAAAUCCUUUGACAGAACCUGAAAUAGAUAUUGAUUUAACUGAUCCAGAAGUAGAGCAAGCUGCUACUAAGAUUCAAGCUGGAUUUAGAGGUAUUAAAGCUAGGCAGGAAGUUAAGAAAAUGAAAGAUGAUAAAGUAAUUAAUGAACAAACUGAAGAAGUAGAUGACUCAAAACUUAUAGAAAAUCCUGAUAUAGAUAUUGAUUUAACUGAUCCUAAAACAGAGCAUGCUGCUACAAAAAUACAGGCAGGGUUCAGGGGUAGUAAAGCUCGACAAGAAGUUCAGAAAAUGAAAGAGGAAAUUAAAUCUGCACUCCCUGCUGAACAAGUAGAUAAGGUUGAGACUGAGCCCUUACUUAUACCUGAACCUGAAGUAGAUAUUGAUUUGACAGAUCCAGAUGUAGAACAAGCUGCCACUAAGAUUCAAGCUGGAUUUCGAGGUAUUAAAGCUAGACAGAAGGUUAAGAAAAUGAAAGAUGAAAAAGAAAUCAUUCAGAUAACAAAACAAGAACAGAUAUCUGAACAAGAACCAAUACCUGAACAAGAACUAGCUGAUAUAGAUAUAGAUUUAACAGAUCCUGAGGUUGAGCAAGCUGCUACCAAGAUACAAGCAGGGUUUAGAGGCAUAAAAGCAAGGCAAGAAGUUAAAAAAAUGAAAGAUACAAAUGAAUCAGCUCAACCAGAAGAAAUUGAGAUGGAAACUGAAACUGAAGAAAAAGUAGAUAUUGAUCUAACAGAUCCAGAUAUGGAACUAGCUGCUACCAAGAUUCAAGCAGGAUUCAGAGGUAUUAAAGCUAGACAGGAAGUUAAGAAAAUGAAAGAUGAAUGCAAAUCAAUAAUUCCUCUAGAAGAAGAAAAUAUAGUUGUGAUUGAGUCUAUACUUGAAAAUGAACCAGCACCUGAUCCUGAAAUAGAUAUUGAUUUAACUGAUCCAGAUGUAGAACAAGCAGCUACUAAGAUUCAAGCAGGAUUCCGAGGUAUUAAAGCUAGACAGGAGGUGAAGAAAAUGAAAGAUAAAAAAGAAUCGCUUCAGAUAACUGAACAAGCACUAAUAGCUGAACAAGAACCAAUAACUAAUCAAGAUUUAAUAAAUGCACAAGAACCAAUUACUGAACUAGAACCAACUGAUACUGAGAAAGAGGAUAAAGAUGUCAUAGAUAUAGAUCUAACAGAUCCAGAGAUUGAGCAAGCUGCUACUAAGAUACAAGCAGGGUUUAGAGGUAUAAAAGCAAGAAAAGAAGUUCAGAAAAUGAAAGAUUCAAAUGAAUUAAUUCAGCCAAUUAAUCAAGAAGAGACUGAGCUAGAAACUGAAACUGAAGCAAAAGCAGAUAUUGAUCUAACAGAUCCAGAUAUGGAACUAGCUGCUACCAAGAUUCAAGCAGGAUUCAGAGGCAUUAAAGCGAGGCAGGAAGUUAAGAAAAUGCAAGAUGAAAAAGAAUUUGUUAUGAUAACUGAACAAGAAUCAGCUGCACCUGAAAUUGAGGAUAAAAAUGAUGUAGACAUAGAUUUUUCAGAUCCAGAUUUAGAACAAGCUGCUACUAAGAUCCAAGCUGGAUUUAGAGGUCUUAAAGCUAGGCAGGAAGUAAAAAAAAUGAAAGGUGAAGAAGAAUUUGUUCAGAUAACUGAACAAGAACAAGCGGAUCUUAAAAAUGAACUAGAAUCUGAACCUAAUAUAGAUAUUGACUUAACAGAUCCAGAUGUAGAACAAGCAGCUACCAAGAUUCAAGCAGGUUUCAGAGGUAUAAAAGCUAGAAAGGAAGUAAAGAAAAUAAAAGAAGAAAGCUCAACUUUUCUCCCUUCUAAACAAGGUGAUGAGAGCAAGGUUGAUCCUUUAAAUGAACUGAAUUAUGACCCUGAAAUAAAUAUUGACCUCACAGAUCCAGAUGUAGAACAAGCAGCUACCAAAAUACAAGCAGGGUUCAGAGGUAUAAAAGCUAGACAAGAAGUUAAGAAAAUGAAAGAUGAAAGCAACCCUAUUAUUUCCCCAUAUCAAGAACAAAUAAUAAAGACUGAGUCUUUACUGAACGUAAAUCCAGAACCUACACCUGAGGUAGAUAGUGACUUGGAUUGUGAAGCAGUUGUAGAUAAUGAUAACCAAGAGCUUGAAGAUGCAGCAACCAAAAUUCAAGCAGGAUUUAAAGGAAUGAAGGCAAGAAAAGAAGUUAAACAAAGAAAAGAAGAUGCUAAAGCAAAGGAUGAUGAAGGAAAUAUGAGUAAUGCCACAGAAGACGUCAGUGCUGUGGGUGAAGAAGAAACAGAAGAGGGUACAGUGCUAGGAGAACCCUUAGGAGAAAAAAAUGAUUCUUAUCCAUCUCAAGAUGAUGGUUAUAUUUCUCCUUUACUUUCAGAAAGCACUGACAUUCACACAGCAGUAUUAGCCCCUGAACUAUCUGAAAACAUGGCUUCUCUACCUAGUGAAGAAGAACACAGUUUUGACACGAUUCAACGAAGCUCUUCUGUGGAGAGUGGAUUUUCAAAUGAUGUAAAUAAUGAUGAAAAAUUAUCAAAGGAGGAAAAAGCUGCUACAUUAAUCCAGGCUGGAUUUCGCGGAAUGAAAGGAAGAAAGCAGCUGAAAAAUAUUUUAAAAUCCUCAACAGAAGUGCCUGUAAAUGAAGAGCAUGAUACUAUUAGUCUAAGGGAAAAGUCAGGCAAAGUUGCAAGGGUAGGUGCAAUACCUUUUGAACUUCAUCAUAGUUUCAAUCCUGAAGAUGAAACUGAGAUCAGAGAAGGGGAUAAAGAUAGCUUUAACAGGCUCAGCUCUGAGCACACUAUUGACCUGAAUAUAAACAGGGAGUCCAGUAUUGUGAAAACAGAUGAGAAAAAGUUUGAGCUCGACAACAAUGAUGAGUUUGAUCCUAAUACAUCAAUCAUAGUUUAUAUGGAUGAAAGCCAACCAUCAAGCAAUGUACUGGAACUCUAUCUUUUUGAAAAGAAAGUCAAGUUUGUCAAAACCCAGGUUUCUAGGAAGCGGAAAAAUCAUCUAACUCCUGAGUUCCUUGAGAUAAAUCCUGAAGGAACCUUGCCAACUAUGCUUUUUGAUAAAAAUAUCAUGAAAGCUGGAUCAAUGAAAAUUGCUCAUUUUAUUGAAGAACAUUUACCGAUUACUGAAUAUCCUGCACUUAUUCCUUGCACCAAUCCACCUCCAUUGUACCAGAAAUAUCUGUAUUUUAGCUCACAAUUUGAUGAUAUAGACAUGACAGCAUUGGAAAUAGGCAGCAAACUUCUUACUUUGGAGAAUCAGUUGACUGUAAAAGACAUUUCAGAAGAAAUAGAUGAAAUGGUGCAACUCUCAGGUGCGGAUGACAUUUUAGAGCCUCAUCUUUCGAAGGUAAUAGAAACCACCAAGAAAACAUGGCUCAGUGGAACAGAAAGCUACCAUGACCUAUUAAACAAAGUUAAACAAGUCCUUAAUAACUGUGAGGCAGAGUUUGCUGAGUCCACGAGUUCAUGGUUGUUAGGAUCAACUUUCACAGCUGUAGAUAUACAACUAGGAGUACUUAUUAACCACCUGGAGAAGAUUGGUCUAUUUGAAAUCAUCUGGGAUGGAAAAGAGUAUCUACAAUGUUUCUGGAAAAGUUUCAAGGCACGUCAAAGUGUUCAGAAGAUUUUGUUUAAAUCUGGAGAAAACCUUGAUAGUUCCGAGAAUGUAAACGAGUCUGGAGCAGUGAGACCAGGUUCAGGAGAUAUGACAAGGGUAGAUGACGAGUUUUUAACUUUAGAUAAUUCAACAGAGAAGGAGGAGGUGCAGAGUAGAAGAGAAGACAGAACUUGGUAUAAUCUCUGGUGAACAUUAUACACAUAAAUUAAGCACUUCAGUAUUUUAGCUUGAAAUCAGUUUUGAAAUAAGUAUAUUUAUAAUUAUAAUGAUAAAUGUAAAGACUAAUUUUAAUAUUAGAAUAAUCAAAAUAAAAAGUGAAAUAUAAAGAUAAAGGGUGGAAUAGUGUUGAAUAUAAAGG